Messenger RNA from Alternaria arbusti, 3012 nucleotides. RefSeq lists its product as uncharacterized. The record is from RefSeq and is a predicted model, not a curated record. The transcript has 5 exons. NCBI's taxonomy places the organism in Eukaryota, Fungi, Ascomycota, Dothideomycetes, Pleosporales, Pleosporaceae. Bases 1 to 3012 code for a protein of 1003 amino acids.
AUGGAGCUUCUGGAGUGUCCCAUGUGUGACUUCACCGUGCUUCAGAAAGAUGACUACAUUCUGCAACUACACUUUGAGCAAGUGCAUACCGAGAACUCUCCUUUCGUGAUCGAAGACGACCCAGAACCGUUACCCCCUUCGUUGCCCCUCAGGCCUUCCUCGCUCCGCCACGACACCGAGGACACGCCUUCCUCCGACGAUUCGGAUGAGGAGGAAAGCACUACAGUGUGCCCUGACCCCAACUGCGGCGAAGUCGUUCCUCUCUCCGAACUCAACGACCAUCUCGAAUACCACAACGCAGAAACUUUAUCAUUUGACGAGACUACAGGAAAGUAUCAUUCUCAUCAUUCAUCCGCUACUAUGCAAGGCUCGACCUCAUCUCGUCGUUCCCAUGCGAGUCAGGCAAGAACCACAACAUCCGAGCGAAGUUUCAGCACAGACUUGUCAGAUGCUUUGAAGGGGACUGAUGCUCACGGCCGCAAAUCGAAGAAGCAUCCACAUCGGCAUCGGCGCGACACCGAUGAGAGCGCGAAGAGUACCAUCGGAAGGAGUAUUCUAGGCUUUAAUCCUUUUGCGAAACCCGACAAGUCCGUCAAGCCACCGAUCAAAAGUGCCCGGCUAGGUAAAUCCGAACUGGGACCUUACGCUUGGGAGAAUCGAAUGCCUAAGUGGCUGCACGAUCAGCUGGAUGCUGGCCCCAAGAUCACUGCCGUCAACCGCAUCGGCCGAGAUGGCCGCCUCAUCAAGCAUGAUCAGGUGCAGAACGAGACGCCAGGCAUCAUUCCCAUCCUCGCGCAACUCUCUGCUCUUGAUCGGACCGUGAAGGAAGCAUAUUACUGUCAUCCAUCGACACUCCACGUUGGUAAAACCCCAAGCGAAGGUGGCUUCUGCGGUUACCGGAACAUACAAAUGCUGCUAUCCUACAUCCAAGGCGCCAAGGCUCAAGGCUACGAAGAAUUCCCAGGACGGCUGCCGACUAUUCUGAAGAUGCAAGAUCACAUCGAAGAUGCUUGGGAUAAAGGCAUCAAUUCAAUCGGCCGUGUCCAGACUGGUGGUAUACGUGAUACUAGAAAGUACAUUGGCACACCAGAGGCUCAAGCCUUUUUCCUCAACUCGGAAAUCAACUGCGCUGUCGAGCAGUUCAGCGACAAUAAAGAUCGCGCCAUUGCGGCCCACGAGCUUCUCCUCGCUGCCAUGGAACGCUAUUUUGCGCGAGCGGCUGCCAGCGACGGAUCCAAUGUCUCCAAGACUCUUCUACCGCCUAUCUACCUUCAACAACCAGGACACUCGAUCAGCAUCGUCGGGUUUGAGCGCCGCUUUGACGGCUCAUGCAAUCUGGUCGUCUUCGAUCCCAUGUAUCUCACAAGUCCUGCAAUGCAUAAGCUGCUUGGCCGGAAGAACAUCAGGACAGCUCGACCUGAGGUUCUGUACGCAUAUCGUCGCGGAGCUGGGAAGCUUAAUAAAUACGCUGCUUACGAGAUUCUGAUGCUCACUGCGUCACCGCCUUUGUUUCCCGCUUGGGAUGUACUUCGUCAAUUCCCCGAGUGCCGCUUCGUGUACGUCUUCUUCCGUGCACGCACCCUUGGAUACGACGUGUAUCCAGAAGACUAUUUCCUACGAAACUUUCCGUGGCAACAGUACGGCGGACUGUGGUCUUGCGACGAUGCUCGGUUCGCCCGAGCGGAGCCGAUGAACCCACUCACAGCUCUGGCUCUACGUCGUAUCACGGGCGAAGGGUCUUCGAGCUCCAGCAAUACCAAUAGUCCCACAAGUCCCACAAGCUUCUUCACAAACAGCUGUUUUCAGCACAUGCCAGCAGACGAGCAUGAUCGACUUCCUUCAUGGCUGGGCUCGCUCGAUGGUUCGGCGAAUGGCUUUGUGAGCCCACCCCGGUACGGCGGCAAUAGUCCUGUUUACAACAUGGGUACAAUGAGCGCUGCUCUGCCUCAGCCUAGAGCAAUGAAACCACAACUGUCACUUCUGACGGAUGUUGGAAGAAAGUAUCCUGGAUUCCCCACGCCCUUGUCCCCUACCCUGCCAGCAAAGGAGGCUUACCCUUCGCCUGCAUCUGACGCUGGAAACAGAGCUGCAACACCUCGCGCUAUGAGCCCUGCAGUGCGUACAGUGAGCCCGAUGAGCAUCGACGGCUCAGCCACGUGCUGGCCUUCCCUUCGUUGCGAGCCUCAUGGAUAUGCUCAGCAUGCGUCACAGAUGGGUCUCGUCGACAAUGUACUCUUGGGUCCUCAGCAGAUGCGUAACGGAUGCCGCACUCCAUCAGCAUCCUCGCAAGUAAUCACCGGUCUCGCGAGUCCUCCUGCCAGUCCAUCACGAUGUGUAUCUCCGCGUACGACCAUGCUGAAGAAGUUCGCCGGAAAGCAAGGUCACCAAGACCUAUCGCCAAAGUCCAUGCAGGACCUAAGGCUUGAACUCGAAGUCCAUCCCAGCGCUCGCAAUCACAACGCAUACCCGGCGUCUCCUCCUUCAUCUAUUCGCUCUUUCUCGUCAGCUUCCCACCGUCAGCCGGCAUCGCCUUCUUUUGCUAUUGCCAACGGCGUGGAGUCGGAGGCAACGUCGCCCAUUGAUCCCUCCGGUACCAUGCUCUUCUACACAUCUAAUCGCAGCGUCGAUUCAGGUCUGCUCGGCGUCUGCCCGCUUUCUGAACCCCAGGUCGCUGAAUACAGAUUCUGGCGUCCUUGCGGCCGGCGCAUCUGUGGGUUUGGAUGCGGAGGCGCGAAUGUAGGCGAGGCGGCAGCUGCAAAGCGGCUAUUCCGACAAGUCGAGGAGGUCAUACCCGAGGUGGAGAACGAGGUUGAUAACGACGAUGCAAGAAUGGCGCAGAGUGAAGAGCACGAGUAUGGUCUCGAUGGUCAGGCCGACAACAGUACGGGUGAUGCAGGUCAUGCCAAUGGAGACGGCCAGUUCAGCACGAGCACUUGGGCAGGUCGUCGACUGGUGAUGGACUGGAACCAGUUCUUGUCAGGCUGCGAGAGGGAUGGCAUCGCGCAAUUCUGA